GAUGCCAGAGGGGGAAAAGAGACAGAGAGAGGGGAGAGAAAGAAAAAUUAGUAUUCUCCUACCAGCCUCGCUAUAAAUCAAUCAUGGAGUCCUAUGUGCUGAGCUGUAAAUAUGCUGAGCCGCAGUUCCCGCCUUGUGAGGAAGAUUACAGUAAUUUUAGUGACCAUGGGGGGUACUACAACAGCCCCCAGGACAGUGGCUCUUACGGAGGGGACUACCCGUCCGUGCAGCAGCCCCCUCCGCCUCCGUACGCACCACAACAAUGCUAUGAACUGCCUCUGCAGGCGCGUCACACGGAGGACGGAGAGGCCCAGGGAGGCGCGCCCUACCCCGGCUACAGGGAGCCGGGCGGCCCCGGGAAGGAGCUGCAGCGCGAGGCCUGGAUGACCUGCGCCAAGCGCGCUCAGGUGCAGCGGAGAGCGGCCUGCCAGGCCAGAGACAGGGCGCCGAUCGUCGUCUACCCCUGGAUGAAGAAAGUGCACGUCGCGCACGUUAAUCCGAACCACGUGGGUCCGGAGCCGAAGCGGCUGCGCACGGCCUACACGCGCCAGCAGGUUCUGGAGCUCGAGAAGGAGUUCCACUUCAACCGGUACCUCACGCGCCGCCGCCGCGUGGAGGUGGCGCACGCGCUGUGCCUGUCGGAGCGGCAGGUGAAGGUUUGGUUCCAGAACCGGCGCAUGCGCUGGAAGAAGGACAACAAGCUGCCCAACACCAAAGGACGGAACAAGAACAAGAAAGCCGCCGACAGCGCCGACGACGACGGUCACGUGAUCGCAGCCGUGUGAGCGCGCGAUCCGGAGCCAGAGACAGCGGCCACGCGCACAUCCACCUUCCUCCAAAAAAGUUGCGAUUCCCCAAACGUGUGCAAAGCAAAAUA
Thalassophryne amazonica is the source of this 877-nucleotide messenger RNA. Its product is annotated as homeobox protein Hox-D4b-like. The record is from RefSeq and is a predicted model, not a curated record. Gene Ontology annotation, biological process: embryonic skeletal system morphogenesis; anterior/posterior pattern specification; regulation of transcription by RNA polymerase II. The transcript has 2 exons. Gene Ontology annotation, molecular function: DNA-binding transcription factor activity, RNA polymerase II-specific; RNA polymerase II cis-regulatory region sequence-specific DNA binding. Bases 84 to 785 code for a protein of 233 amino acids. Lineage: Eukaryota; Metazoa; Chordata; Actinopteri; Batrachoidiformes; Batrachoididae. Gene Ontology annotation, cellular component: nucleus.